Nasonia vitripennis (jewel wasp) is the source of this 1256-nucleotide messenger RNA. RefSeq lists its product as uncharacterized. NCBI's taxonomy places the organism in Eukaryota, Metazoa, Arthropoda, Insecta, Hymenoptera, Pteromalidae. Bases 148 to 1026 code for a protein of 292 amino acids. The transcript has 8 exons. The record is from RefSeq and is a predicted model, not a curated record.
CAUAUACUUCAUCAUUGUUUGUUGUCAUUCGAUCGGUAUCGUGCGUGAUUUACUGAAUUUCAGUUGAUAUAUUAACGCUUAUAUAAUACAAUAAAUUUUCUUGAAAUUCAGCUGGCUCUGAAAAAACUGAUUUUUAGUGAAAAAAAAAUGAAUCACACUAUCAACAACUUGUUGCUUCCUAUGUUUUCAAACGCUCAAAGGUUUCUCGUUACAUUGUUGUGCGGUAUGUUGCAAAUUUAUUCAAAAGUCAUGAUUUUAACUGAUGCGUGUUUGAGUCCACAUAAAAACAUUGUCAUUAUAGAAUAUUAUGAGGACAAACGAAAGAAAGAAUGUCAAGAAAUAACAGAGUUGUUUGAUGAAAAUAAAUCGUUAAGGGACGAGAUGAAAAAACUCAGGACAGAAAUGCGAUUACUGAGAGAAGACAACAGGAAUUUGUCAUCGAAGUUACGAUCGGCAAACAACAUGAUUCGGAUUUUAACAAAAACGAGAGAAAAUGCUGAUGAAUGCAAAACCCCGACGAAGGGGUUAAAUUUACUCAGUGUUGAGAAUUUAUUAAAAGAAAAGAUUAACAACAAGGCGUUGGUUUCGAGUAAUUUGAACUUAAAAUUCAAGAAGGUUAAAUUUGAUUUUCGUACAGACUCCAAGGUCAAACCUAAUGAAGCGACGAAACCAAAUAAUAAAUCUAUAUUAAAAUCAAGAAAUGAAGAACCAAAUAACUUGAAAAAUAUUUUAAAGAAAAUUGAGAAUAAACAAAGCACCACAUCCAGUUUCAUACAAAGCAAACCUCGUUUGUUGACGACUAGGAAAAAUCUGACUUCAAAAAAUAAUUCAAUCAAGGAACCGAAGAAUACCAAAGAAAGUAGAAAACUUGAUGCAGUACAAAAGUUAAGAGAAAACUGGAAAAAGGAAAUUCCAAAAGGAGCUUUGACUUCUAGAUUUCAGCUACAGAAGACUACAGACUUAAACUACAGCAGAAGUUGUAAGCAGAAUAAUAACAUCAACGAUGAGACCUACGUAAUCGAAUAGACACUCGAUUAAUAGCUCAUAGACGGUGUCGCUGUUUACCGUUAGAUAGAAUGUGUGAUUUUAUAAUUAGAGACUUUUAAUCACUUUACUAGCGAAACAUUAUGUAUGUGUAAUAUUUUUUAGAUUUUUAUAACUCGAGUUCGAUCGCAUAGAGAUAAUGAAAUAUUUAUUGGAAAAUUGUAAAUCAAUUAGUUCUUUUGUAUCAAUAUACAUAUAAUUUUAAUCUUUUA